Molecule: messenger RNA, 1009 nt
Organism: Saccostrea echinata
Lineage: Eukaryota; Metazoa; Mollusca; Bivalvia; Ostreida; Ostreidae
Exons: 2
Coding region: 105-890 (261 amino acids)
Source: RefSeq, a predicted model, not a curated record
UCGGAUAUUCAUUUACCAAAUUAAAUGAGAAAACUUUCAAGAAAAAUAAAGCCAUCGAUCGAUAUUACGUCGUCAAAUUGAAUUCAGAGGUGGCUCAAUCUAAAAUGAAAGUUAAAGAUGUCCAAGAUCAACUGUCAAACUUGUUUAGUUCUACUUUGGAACAAUCUACACAAAAUCUCAAUGACACUGAUUUAAUUCGUGUUAUUAUUCAUUCUGACACUCUAACUACUCCAAUAUUCGUGCCAUUACAAAAAGUCGGAGGAAUGACUUCAGAGGUGAUAAUGGAUCAUAUUAAUCAUGUUUUAACCAGUCAUGAGGGCAUGCCCCUAGAUGGAAGUUUUUAUGUAGACAUUGGUACAAUAGAAGUACCUUCUGGAGGUCGAGGGCGUGCCAUUCAACAUCUUACAGGACCUUAUUGUUCUGGUGCAAGAAAAAGAUCGAUUUUAAAGAUUAACAAUCAGGAUAACACCUGUAUGGCUCUUGCUAUUGCUAUGGCAUUCGUGAAAGCGAAUACAGUUCCAACCCAAGAAUGGCACGGACUCAUCAACGAAGAUGAUGAUGAUUGCACAGAAAAAUUAAUUUGGAAACAUAAGAAAGCCCCAAAUUGGUACUAUUCUAUGCUACGUUUUCGUAAUGAUCACCUGGACCGACAGACAAAGCUUACCCACGAACUCUGCAGGUUGACAGGUACACCAACAAACCGACCGUUAGCUCUAUCAGAUAUCGAUGCUUUUGAACAGUUUUUAAAUGUAGACAUCUUAGUUAUAAGGGCUGUCGGAGGAAACAAAUUUAUUAAGACUCCCCCUGAAGGAAUUCAAAAACAACGUCUUUAUUUACAUUUGGUUGAAGACCCAGAUAAAAAAAAACUUCUCAUUUUGAUGCUAUUGUAAACAUCUGUGGUUUUUUUGGCAAGUCCAAGUUUUGCUCUGAUUGUUUAAUCCCUUACAGAAAUUUACAUCAGUGCGAGUCUGCCUGUUAUGUUUGCAAGAGAAAACAACGGUGUAGAGUA